Molecule: messenger RNA, 3453 nt
Organism: Ctenocephalides felis (cat flea)
Lineage: Eukaryota; Metazoa; Arthropoda; Insecta; Siphonaptera; Pulicidae
Product: E3 ubiquitin-protein ligase MIB2-like
Biological process (GO): protein ubiquitination
Cellular component (GO): cytoplasm
Molecular function (GO): zinc ion binding; ubiquitin-protein transferase activity; protein binding
Source: RefSeq, a predicted model, not a curated record
GUAUUCAGUAUUGAAAUCUGAUUAGCAAAUGGAUAUGAAUCACCAGAUAAUUGAAAUAUCUUUCAUUUCAAAAAAUGUUCUGUGUAGACAAAACGAAAGUGUUUGAGUGAUGAUAGUGAGUAGUAGUAGAUAGAAUUCUAAUAAAUACUUUUGGUUGAAGUAAUUUGUGUGUGAAAUAUGUUAGCACCUGGGAUAAGGGUUGUUAGAGGUCCAGAUUGGUCUUGGAAUAAUCAAGACGGAGGCGAGGGCCACUGCGGGACUGUUUGCGAAAUAGGCAGUGCCGGAUCGACGCACUCGCCUGAAUUAACAGUGGUCGUUUGUUGGGACGCCGGUCUGAGGACGAACUACAGGACAGGACAUCAGGGCAGAUACGAUCUGAGGGCUGUCGAUAAUGCACAGACAGGUGUCGUCCAUCCGAACAUAAUCUGCGACGAGUGCAAAAGGAACGGCCUGGCGGGCAUAAGGUUUCGCUGCGCGACCUGUCCGGACUACGACCUGUGCGUUUCGUGUUACGGUGACGAUAAACACGAUAUCGAACAUCCAUUCAUAAGAUACCAGACACCCAACAGUCCGGGAGUACAAGUAGGACCUAGAAAAAAUGCAGUCAAAAUCCAACUCAAAGGAAUAUUUGUUGGUGCUAAAGUUGUUCGUGGAACAAAUUGGGAAUGGGGUAAUCAAGACGGAGGAGAAGACGGAGGCGAGGGCCACUGCGGGACUGUUUGCGAAAUAGGCAGUGCCGGAUCGACGCACUCGCCUGAAUUAACAGUGGUCGUUUGUUGGGACGCCGGUCUGAGGACGAACUACAGGACAGGACAUCAGGGCAGAUACGAUCUGAGGGCUGUCGAUAAUGCACAGACAGGUGUCGUCCAUCCGAACAUAAUCUGCGACGAGUGCAAAAGGAACGGCCUGGCGGGCAUAAGGUUUCGCUGCGCGACCUGUCCGGACUACGACCUGUGCGUUUCGUGUUACGGUGACGAUAAACACGAUAUCGAACAUCCAUUCAUAAGAUACCAGACACCCAACAGUCCGGGAGUACAAGUGGGACCUAGAAAAAAUGCAGUCAAAAUCCAACUCAAAGGAAUAUUUGUUGGUGCUAAAGUUGUCCGUGGAACAAAUUGGGAAUGGGGUAAUCAAGACGGAGGAGAAGGUCAAGUUGGUCGUGUGAUGGACAUCCGAGGUUGGGAUAACGAAUCAAUUAGAUCAGUAGCUCAUGUUAGUUGGGUUACAGGAUCCACUAAUGUUUAUAGGCUUGGGCAUAAAGGUAAUGUCGAUUUGAAGUAUGUGCAAGAAUCUAGUGGAGGUUAUUACUACAGAGAUCAUAUGCCUGUUUUAGGUAAAUCUGAGCCAGGACAUCCGACCAGAUUAAAAAUGAGUACAAAAGCCACAAACAAUGGCACCUGUAAUAAUUCCUUUUUCGCCGUCGGCGAGCGAGUUAAAGUCGUCAUGGAGCAGGAGCCAUUGAAACAAAUGCAGCAGGGUCAUGGUGGAUGGAAUCCUAGAAUGGCCCAGUAUAUAGGAAAGAUUGGCACAGUGCAUAGAGUAACUGAACGUGGAGACAUUCGCGUCCAAUAUGAAGGCUGUUCGAAUCGAUGGACGUUUCAUCCUGCAGCCUUGGUUCGAGUGGAUGGAACAGCAGCUGCCCCAAUAAAUGGUGUCAACGAUGGUGCAUCAACAUCAACUCAUCCCCAUCAACAUCAACAGCCUACAGGAAGGCAGACGUUCAACAUCGGAGACAAAGUCAGGGUCAUCUGUGAUGCCCAAGCCGUCAGAACUUUGCAAAGAGGUCAUGGGGAAUGGGUCGAAGAUAUGUUGCAGGCUUUGGGAAAAACAGGCGUAGUAACAAAAGUCUACAGCGACGGCGACUUGCGCAUCGAGAUUGAAAAGAAAACUUGGACUUUGAAUCCACAAUGUGUAACUUCACUGAAUCUGCCUUUAAAUACAUCAACAUCACCUCAAAGAUUAGCCACGAUGAAUCCAGAACGAUGUAACAGCAUGGCUGAUUUGAGUCAUCACAGGAACGAACCAGUUUUAACGCCUUUACCAGUUAUGGCCAGCAGUACAGGUUUUGAUAAAUUGGUUCGAGAAGCUGCACAAGGCAAUAUGGAUUACGUUAAAAAAUACAUAGAACAACAUCCCGAUCAGGUGGAUGCGAGAAGUGGUGGCAAAUCUUGUUUGCAAGUAGCAGCUCAUCAGGGUCACUUAAAUUUGGUCAAAUAUUUAUUAGAUAAAGGUGCCGAUGUGAAUCAGACUGAUAAUGAUAAGGAUUCAACGUUGCAUUAUGCAGCUUUUGGUAACCAACCAGAGGUAAUGGAAGUAUUAUUAAAAGCUGGAGCCCAUAUAAACGUACUGAACGCUUCCAAAUGUACUGCCCUGCAUAUAUCAGCCCACAAAAAGCCACCACAUUGUGUUAAAGUCUUACUGAAAUAUGGAGUCGACGUCAAUAUACAAGAUUCAUACGGAGAUACUGCACUCCAUGAUGCCAUUGGCAAGGACAGUGCUGAAGUUAUCGACUUAUUAUGCAACACUCCUGCUUAUGAUGUGACAAUUCAAAAUCAUCGUGGUUUCAACGCUUUGCACCAUGCGGCUCUAAAAGGCUCUCUAACUGCCACAAUACAACUUUUGAGGCGUGCCAGACAAUUGGCGGAUUCUAGAAAGGCAGGGUUUGCUGCAAUACAUUUGGCGGCUUUGAAUGGACACGCUGCGGUCGCUAGGGCUCUCAUAGAACGCGGGGGCGCCGAUAGAGACUUGACAAAUGCUAGGGGACAGACUGCUUUGCUGUUGGCCGUAUCCCAAGGUCAUUGCAAUGUGAUAGAAACCCUAGUAUCGCUCCGUUGCUCCUUAACGGCUCGUGAUGAAGACGGAGACACUGCUCUGCAUUUAGCGAUAAUAAAAAGUGUAGCAGAUGCACCUCUGCCCUUACAGUCGGAUGCACCAUGUAUAAGGGCUCUUUGUGAUCACCAGAAACUGGCAACAUUGACUGAACAUCGAGUAGGGAUGGCUAUUGCUUGCUAUUUAACCAGAGAAGGAUGUCAGCUGGAUGCCAGGAACGGGAAGGGAAAGACUGCUCUGGAGUUGGUGCAGAAUGAGGAAUCGAGAAAGAUUCUGAUGUACUUCCGCUCCAAGCGGCCGCCUCCUGCAGCUCCACCAAUGAAACAGGUGCCCCCAUUGCCCGUGGGACGCUCCUCGAUGAACAUCAGUGGCCCAUCGCAUUCUCAUGGAAAUAGUAAUGCUGUCUCUGUCAAUAAUUUGCCACAGAAUUUGAUGACACUCUCAUUGAAUGAGAGGCAGUCUAAAAUUAAGCACAAUGAGAACGAGAAUGAACAGUUGGAGAUGCCCAGCGAAUGCAUGGUCUGUAAUGAACUUAAAAUCCGGUCCAAUCUUCGAGCCCUGCGGCACAAGAUAGCCUGCGACGACUGCGCUUCCAGAAUGAAAAAAUGUGUCCUCUGUUCCUAA